Sorex fumeus (smoky shrew) is the source of this 414-nucleotide messenger RNA. RefSeq names its product interleukin 5 (gene IL5). The transcript has 4 exons. NCBI's taxonomy places the organism in Eukaryota, Metazoa, Chordata, Mammalia, Eulipotyphla, Soricidae. Gene Ontology annotation, molecular function: interleukin-5 receptor binding; growth factor activity. The coding region runs from base 1 to 414 and encodes 137 amino acids. Gene Ontology annotation, cellular component: extracellular region. The record is from RefSeq and is a predicted model, not a curated record. Gene Ontology annotation, biological process: immune response.
AUGAAAAUGAUCCUGCGCCUGAGUUUGCUCGCCCUGGGGGCAGCCUACAUUUGUGCCCUCGAUAAAGACAACUCCGAUUCCCAUUCCAUGGACGUGCUAGUGGCAGAGACCCUCACUCUUCUCUCCACACACCAAACGCUGCUGAUCGGCAACGGGAGCCUAUGGAUUCCUACUCCUGAUCGUAUAAAUCACCUACUGUGCAUUGAAGACGUCUUUCAGGAAAUAGACGCUUUGAAGAACAAAACUGUACAAGGGGGUACUGUAGAAAAACUGUUUCAAAACUUGUCUUCGAUUAAAAAACGCAUAGACAAGAAAAAAGAAAACUGUGGCAAGAUAAAGAGAGUAAAAAAAUUCCUGGAUUACCUGCAGGAGUUUCUCGGCGUAAUAAAUUCUGAGUGGACAAUGGAUAAUUAA